Mizuhopecten yessoensis (Yesso scallop) is the source of this 4090-nucleotide messenger RNA. Its product is annotated as mitogen-activated protein kinase kinase kinase 20-like. Bases 116 to 3400 code for a protein of 1094 amino acids. The record is from RefSeq and is a predicted model, not a curated record. Lineage: Eukaryota; Metazoa; Mollusca; Bivalvia; Pectinida; Pectinidae. The transcript is spliced from 20 exons. Gene Ontology annotation, biological process: protein phosphorylation. Gene Ontology annotation, molecular function: protein binding; ATP binding; protein kinase activity. Gene Ontology annotation, cellular component: cytoplasm.
GUUGAUAUGUAAUUCAAGUUUCUGUUUGACAUUGAAUUGGAAGAAUUCUAACGGUCCUGGAUUCAUUUAGGCUGUAUAUAAUGUUGCAUGAGACAAACAGACAGACCAAAGCACGAUGACGAUGGCUGGAGGUUUCUGUGAGGUUGACUUUGACGACCUACAGUUCUUCGAAAAAUGCGGAGGUGGUACUUUUGGAAGUGUGUACAGAGCCUUAUGGAAGUCACAGGAUAUGAUCGUAGCUGUCAAGAAACUGUUGGCCUUGGACAAGGAGGCGACAGUUUUGAGUGUAUUAAGCCACAGGAAUGUGAUGCAGUUCUACGGUGCAGUGGUAGAAGAGCCCAACUUCUGUCUGAUUACAGAGUAUGCCACUAAUGGGUCCCUGUAUGCCUAUCUACAGAAGCCAGACAACUCUAUGGACUUCCAACACAUCCUAAGAUGGGCCCGCGAGAUAGCUCAAGGCAUGAAUUAUCUCCAUGACGAGGCCCCCAUGAAGAUCAUACAUAGGGACCUCAAAUCCAGGAAUGUUGUGAUAUCACACGAUUGGAUUUGUAAGAUCUGUGAUUUUGGAGCCUCACGAUUUAUGGGAAGUACAACGAGAAUGUCUCUGGCAGGCACUUUUCCCUGGAUGGCACCAGAGGUUAUACAAAGUUUACCUGUAUCAGAAUCCUGUGAUACCUGGUCGUACGGCGUGGUUCUGUGGGAGCUGCUCACGCAUGAAGUGCCCUUUAAAGGGAUAGAGGGCUUCCAAGUAGCCUGGUUAGUCGUCGAGAGGGGAGAGAGGUUGACAGUUCCAAGUUCUUGUCCAGCCACCUUUGCAAAACUGAUGGAGGAGUGUUGGAACAUAGAACCUAAACAGAGGCCAAGCUUUCGAGACAUCUUGUCUCGACUCCACACAAUGUUGAAUGACGAAACCUUACCAGAAGAAACUAACUCAUUCCUUGACCACCGUGAGGUAUGGAGGAAGGAAAUCGAGGCCACCAUUGACAGACUGAAGAAAGCCGAGCGUAACAUAACUAUAAAGGAACAGGAACUACGUCAGAGGGAAAACAAGUUAAAGGAGCGAGAGAAAAGUCUAGAACAGCAGUUCAAGGUUGUGAAACUGGAUUCCUAUGAUGUUAACACAUGGAGAGAGGUGGAUGUGUAUCAGUGGGUACGACAGCUACAUAAUGGUCAUACAAACGACUUGGCGAUGUAUGCAGACCUGUUCAUCAACAAUCACAUCACUGGUCGACGCCUAAUGAUGAUGACCCAGGCUGACCUCAAACACAUGGGAAUCACAUCUGUGGGACACAUCUUAGAACUGUUUACUGAAAUAGAAUUACUGAAAGCACAUAACCACAGACUUUUGAAUUUCCCGCCACUGUCUACAAUUGUCCCGAGUAAAGAGGGAGCGACUUCCCCCGUCAACAGGAAGCUGACUGUCACAUUUAUAUUCGGCCACCAUCUUAGAAAAGGAGCAUCUGAAAAGGAUCAUAAGUGGAAGAUGUACAUGGAGAUGGAUGAGGAGGAUGAAGAAGCGGAUGAUGAUGUGAACCCAGUGACCUUCAUAAAAAAUGUCAGCUUCUCUUGUUCCUCUAACCAUGGUGUCUUCAAAAUAGAUCAUCCGCCAUUUAUUAUGGAAAAGUGGCAGACUGGUGUUGGUCCAGAUGUAGAAGUGGAAUGUCUUGUCCAGUUUGAGCCCACAGUGAAGAAACCAAAAUCAAUCAAGUACCACCAUAAACUUGAUGCGAGUGCCACAACUUCCGGUCAGAAGGUCGUGACCUUGACCUUACUGAGGACAGAGUCUCCUGACGAGUCCGUGGACACACUGCCCCAGAGCCCUACUCGGCCCUCUCAGUCCUUGUCCCCUUCUACCCAUCACAGCCAGAGUUCACCUCAACUCAAGGGUAUCUGGAACAAACGCCAAUCUCUGUCGACGGUCUCUUUACCAGAGAGUGUUAAAAGUACAAAUACAGGUAUCUGGGCGGGUGUGGUGUCAGGACGGAAACCAUCGGCUCCUGCUAUCUUUUCCAGUGUUCAGGCCAAGCCUAUCCCAGGAACCCCCCUUGUGCUUUACCCCUUCCACCCUUCCCAAACCCCACCCAGCUCCCCAUCUUUGUCAGCCACCAGCUCCCCAUACUCACAGGGAGCAUCGCCUUGGUCGACACCAUCGCCAUCCCAACAAGUGUCACGACAACAGUCACCAUGGCUCCAUACCAACCAGCUAUCGCCUGUAACAGUACUUAACACCUCCUCCCAGGAAUCUUCUCUGUCAUCGCACAACUUAACCAGUUCAGAUAGUUCAAGCUCAGGAGGCAAAGGAACAAAACACAAAAAGUCUAAAAUACCUCCUCACACUGACACUGUGCACGAGCCCAAAGUGAAGUUUGUGAUAUCUGAACCUGUGAGAGGCGAAUCGGAGGUUCAGGACGCUCAUAGUAAUUCAUAUGCGGAAGUGUGUAGUAAGUGUAUGUGUCACAGACAGCCAUCAAUAGAUCAAUCAAAACAGUCUCCAAAUACUCACAAGGUUGGAGACAAGGGAUGUACCAACACAAGCCAUGAACGUAGUGAGCAUAGCAACCGUUUACAUGACAACAGGGGUGGUAACCAUAUAAACAGGGGUCAUAGGGGCCGAAAUAGAGGUAAUGAUAGGUAUGAUAGGUUUAGGGAUAGAGAAAGAGACUACUAUGGCAACCAACCUCAGCGUGAUGGAUAUGAUAUAAGAAGGGAUGAAAAUAACAGAGGUAAACGGCAGGGUUGGCAUGAACAUCAAGGUCAAGGUCAACGUUCAACACACAGAGGUAGAGACUUUCAGAGGGACUAUUUAUCUUCUGCAAAUUAUCAAAGGAGUGUUAGUGACCCCAAACCUCGCUCAGGGAGCUUCCUGUCAGAUGGAGACCAGUCUGAUGGGGGCAAGGCUAGCAGCUACAGUGCCCCCUACAGGGAACCUCGUGGAAAAGGUCAAUAUAGAGGUCGCAGAGAGGGGAAUAUGUCCCCUGGGUCACCAUCUUCACCAGCAACUGACAGGCCAAGGUCAGGUUGUGCUGACUCUGAGUCUCAUCCUUCCAAUGGAGCAGAAAGGUCCAUUGAGGGGUCACUGGAAUCGUCAUAUGAGACAAGAGGUGGCUGGACUGAAGUGGACCAUCGACAUCACUCACACCGCCAUUCUGACCAUUACCAUGAUUCAGGUCACUUUCGAGGGCGUGGUUACCAUGGAAACGAUUACCAGAGUGAUGACGAACAUAAUCGUCAUCGUGGGUACAGUCGAGGACGUGGGUACCAUAGUGAUGAUAACCGUAGACGUCAUUACAGUGAUGGUGGGGGUCGGGGUCGGGGUCGCAAGGGACGGGGUAGCCAAGAUGCCGAACAGUACUGGUCAGAUAGAAAUACAGAUAGAUCUAAUCCUCAAAGGAAAGUAUGAAAUUCAUACACUGAAAAUUAUCCGAGGGAGACUCAGUGGCGACAGUCAUAUAGAUAGUGAUCAGGGUAUAUAGGGGAGAUAACAAAGGCCAUACCGUCACCACUCCAAUUAGUGGGGACGGGUAUUGCUGGCUUGACAGGUGAGAUAGGACAGAUAUGGUGUACUGGACAGGUGAUAUGGCCGUACAACUGACAGGUCACGCUUGGCUCACCCAGAAAAUUAAACGUCUUUAAAACCAGCGACAGUCCAACAAAUGCUUCCACCAUUCCAUUAGUGUGUGCCUUGUCUACUUAUCAAAAUUUUAUCAGAUUUUCCAUCUGUCGAAAGGAAUCAUCGAAAUAGUUUCAAAACUGUGUUCCAGGGUAUGUUUAUGUUGAUAUUAUACUGUUAUCAAAUACUGCCUUUGUGAAGAUUUUUGAGUGUGAAAAAUGGGUUUGCAUUUACUGGUAUUGUUGGUAUAUUUUUCCGUAUAUGUGCUGAUAUGUUUAAUUUCUUCAUGAUUUAAUAUAGACAGUCAUUGUUACAAAUUUUAUAAAUCUGUUCUUGGUUUUUUACCUUACUUAUUUUUCUUCAGGCCUUUUCAAAAUUAGAAUGAUUAUGAAAAUCAAUAAUUACAGCAAAAUAUUUCAUCCUAGUCAUUCAUGAUAUUUUCAGAUUUAAGCUCAUGCCAAGUCAUUUUUUACUUUAAUA